Molecule: messenger RNA, 5760 nt
Organism: Cyprinodon variegatus (sheepshead minnow)
Lineage: Eukaryota; Metazoa; Chordata; Actinopteri; Cyprinodontiformes; Cyprinodontidae
Gene: syt1a
Product: synaptotagmin 1
Exons: 11
Coding region: 293-1561 (422 amino acids)
Biological process (GO): cellular response to calcium ion; calcium ion-regulated exocytosis of neurotransmitter; regulation of dopamine secretion
Cellular component (GO): synaptic vesicle membrane; axon; dense core granule
Molecular function (GO): phosphatidylserine binding; syntaxin binding; clathrin binding
Source: RefSeq, a predicted model, not a curated record
AUCCCACAUACACACAGCAUACACACAGUAUUAUACACACACCCUCUCUCCCAGACUCCCCAAUCCAUACGAGCGCGCCUUCUGAUCAGGGCCAGCAGCUUUGGAGCUGAAGGUGUGCAGCUGUUGCCAGUGUGCAUUCAUCUGGUAAGGGAAGACGGGAAGAAACGGAUCAGCUUCAAGAUCCUUGCAACAUCAAGCAGAACUUGUCAGAAGCCUUUCCUGGGAUUUUGAAGAGAACCCAAAGAAAAACCGCAAGCUGCCAGCAACUGCCUGGCUGCCCAGCAUCGCCACGAUGACUGAGAGUAGAAGGGAAGCGCUGGCGGCCGCUGCCCCGGAGCUCACCACUGCCUCAUCCUCAACAGCUGGCUCCAACACCACCAGCUUGGCCGGACCGGGCACAGGAGAGAAGGAUGAAGCCUUCUCCAAGCUGAAGAACAAGUUCAUGAAUGAGCUCAACAGAAUCCCAUUGCCAUCUUGGGCCAUUGUCUCGAUUGCUUUCGUAGCCAUCAUUCUGGUGUUGGCCUGCUGCUUUUGCGUCUGCAAAAAGUGGAUUUUCAAAAAGAAAAACAAAAAGAAGGGGAAAGAUAAGGGCAAAAAUGCCAUCAACAUGAAGGAUGUCAUGGAUGGGGCCAAAACCGAGGCCUUGAAGGAUGAGGAGGAUGCAGAGACAGGGCUGACGGAAACGCAGAAAGAAGCCGAGCCGAAGGAGGAAGAGAAAUUGGGCAAAUUACAAUACUCCCUGGAUUACAAUUUCACUGAGAAUACGCUCAUAGUGGGGAUCAUCCAGGCAGCAGAGCUCCCUGCUAUGGAUAUGGGAGGCACAUCCGACCCUUAUGUUAAGGUCUACCUUCUACCCGACAAGAAGAAGAAAUUCGAGACCAAGGUCCACAGGAAGACCCUAAACCCCGUCUUCAAUGAGCAGUUCACCUUCAAGGUACCCUACGUAGAGCUUGGUGGAAAAACGCUGGUAAUGACGGUCUACGACUUUGACCGCUUCUCCAAGCACGAUGCCAUUGGAGACAUCAAGGUGCCCAUGAACAAAGUGGACUUUAGCCGUGUAACAGAGGAGUGGAGAGAUCUACAGAGUGCUGAGAAGGAGGAGCAAGAGAAGCUUGGCGAUAUUUGCUUCUCUCUGCGAUACGUUCCCACUGCUGGGAAGCUGACGGUGGUCGUCCUCGAGGCCAAAAACCUGAAAAAAAUGGACGUGGGUGGCUUGUCAGAUCCAUACGUGAAGAUCCACCUCAUGCAAAACGGAAAGAGGCUGAAGAAGAAGAAAACGACAAUCAAGAAGAACACCCUCAACCCUUACUACAACGAGUCCUUUAGCUUUGAGGUCCCAUUUGAACAAAUCCAGAAAGUGCAAGUUGUUAUAACUGUUCUGGACUAUGACAAGAUCGGCAAGAACGAUGCCAUUGGUAAGGUGUUCGUGGGCCUGAACAGCACAGGCACGGAGCUGCGCCACUGGUCCGACAUGCUGGCCAACCCUCGGAGACCAAUCGCCCAGUGGCACGUGCUGAAACCCGAGGAGGAGGUGGACGCUCAGCUCGCCACCAAGAAAUAGGCAGGGCCACUUUUAGCUCCUUGCCUUGUAGUACUCUUUAGCCAGUUUGUGUAAAUACCUCAGUGAUAUAUGGGUCCAUCCAUGUAAGCCCUCCCUUUACCUUCUGAUUACACAAAGUAAAGCGUUCAAACGUCUCGCUUUUUUAAAAUCUUAGUUUCUCAGUUUGUGUUCCCCUUUUAUUUGAUUGAUUUCCUUCUCUGAGCCCUUCACCGCCACGACCAAAAGCCCCCUUCUUUUAAGCAAUAUGAUCUGUAUAGAUAGCGCAUGACUGAAAGAGUUUAUUGUAUCACAGUUGUAUAUAUAAGUAUGAAGACAAAAAUGAUUUCUAGUUUCUGUGUUUGUAUGUUGUUACCCGUUUCCUAAUCUGUGUAUAUCUCGAUGUUUUUAAUAAGAUGUUCUAUUUUAAAUUAUGUAAAUGCAGAUAUAGAGGAAAGCCAAUAUUAUAUAUCCCAGGAUUUAAAAAUUCUACCUUAUUACUUUAUUGCAUUCCAGAAUAAAACGACAUUCAACUCCAACCUGCGAGUGAGGAAAAUGUUCCGACUGUAAAGGACGGCGUCUGGCUUUAAGUUCAACAAUGUAGGGUAAAAAAAAAACAGUUGAAUAUAAAAACAAUAUGAGGCCAUUUACUGCUAUGGUUCUGUUUGGAAAAUUAUGCUGCUGGAAAUGUUCAAAGCACAUGCCUUCUAAUGAUAUUUCGCACUCGGUUCUCUACCAGGAUCUGCAGUAUUUAGGUUGAAAAGAUCACAUCUGAGUCAGUCUUUUCAUAUUUGGCUAAAUAUUUUUGGCUUAUUUUUUAAGAAUUUGUUGAGAAACGGACGUUUCGCAGAUUAAAAAAAGCACCAAGCUGUAGCCAUUGUGCCCUUAAUCUUGUUUAACAAUAUUAUGUUUAAACAGCCUUGUCUGGAAGUGUCAUGUUUUAAAAAGAUACAAAAUUGCAGAUCUGGACUUAAGGGGACUAUUUUUUAGCGCAAUUCAGCGUGUUGACUAUUUUUAGUAAAGUGCAUGAUGCUUUUUAUUUUUACGAUCUUUUACCUAAGGCCGGCGGACACCAGGGGGAGCCGUUCUGUUACGAUCCCCUUGCCUUCAAACAGAGGAGUGGCCUAAAAAGACAAAAAUCAAACUUUGUCUCAACUGAAUGUUGAGUUUCUAAACACUGCCAUUUUCAGGGAGGCGACUUAAGCUGAGACCCUCUCUUCAUGCACACUCCCACUUGCUAGUGGUCGUAGCUUCGGUUUUUCGGGAACAAUGUCUCUGGCUGCAACGGUGCCCUAAAUCGCAGUCUAUGCUUUACGUUGCCUUCUCACAGUGACAAUAGAGCUAGCCAUGUUUUACUGCCAAUUUUAACUUUUAUGUGGCUGCUGUUUUUGCACUGGACGUCUUUGAAACUCGCUCGUUGUCUUCUCUAAGAGACAUUUUUAAUUUGUGUCGGUUUACCUGCAGGGGGAGCCAGAGAUCCUCACAAGUAAAAAAAAAUCACGCUUCUCUGAAGCAGGGCAAGGAAUCAAAAAUAGAGGUGUGGGGAAAUUUGCUCCAUCUAUUUAGUAAACUGUACAUUAUUAGGAAUGGUUUAUGUUUAGCGACAAUUGCAACCUUUUUUUAAACUAGCCUAGUAUUAUUUCCAGAUUAUGAUUUAUGUUGAUUGUUAACAUGUUUUAUAGCUUUUUGCUGUUUAAAGGAUUGGCUUAAGGUGUUGAUUGGGAUUGCUUUGGUUGUUUUCAGCUAAUCCUAAAAUAAUCUCCACAUGGAGACUAAACCAUGAUUGGAGUUUUAAGACAAAUAUUGAAAAUCAAUUGUAUUCUUUAUUCAUAAUUUCAUAACCUAAGUGAAUGGACUCAAAUCUGUGCGUGCAUGUUCUUAAAUUUAGUCGAUAAGUUGGCAUGUGUGCAAAGGGUUUAUGCAAACUACCAAAUGCUAAAGCGAUAAAGUGUUUCUAUUAAAAGAAAGUAAUCUCAUAAAGAAUCCAGUCCCUUUUAAAAAUGUCCUAAACAGAGGGAGCGGAUUGGAGGACAUACAUAAUGUUAUUGAAACUGCAUGAACCUAAAAAAUUUGGACAGAAAAUUCAAAAUCUAAACUGAAAACAUUGAAGCUAGUUCCAUUUUUUCUUUUUUCUUUUCUUUUUUUAUAAAUGCAGGAAUAGAUUAUAAUCCAUGAGGCAAUGCAUGGCAGUCGAUAAUUUCAGUCAUUAUGUUUUUCUAAUAUGAAGGGAUGACUUGUAUUCUAAUGUACAGUUUUUAAACUGCUGAAAAAAACUGAUUGCAGUUUAUUAAACCUUCUUUAAACCAGUAGGAAGAGUUUACAGUCUGUUCAGUUACAUAAAUUAAUGAAUCUGAAUGUAAGCCAUGCAUGUAGUUUUCCCAAAUUACAUGGAUCAAUUACUUAUGGUUCAUGAUUUCCUAAAAAAAAAAAAAAGUUCACAUUUCAAUUUAUCUAAUUUGGGAGAAAAAACUGCUGUUUGCAGAAAGGUUUUUCUUUACUAAGAAAUCUGAUCAACUGUUCUUAAACUGGUUGUGAUUUCUUUUGUACAGUUUUCUAAACCGAGGGAACAGCUAAUUUGUGUACAUUUUUAUAAAAAAAAAAGGAAGGUAUGAUUGUGCAUACAGUUUCCAAAACAGUGGACGUGGAUCUAAUAGGUUUCCUCACCUAGUGCACAUAUUAAAGUCCAUGCAUACAUUUUAUAAACUAAAAGAACAGAUUUCAAACUCUGCGUACAGUUUCCUAAACCGAGAAAAUAGAUUUCCCCCGCCUCCUUUUUCUAUUCCACCUUCUUGCCUGGCACCUUCGGGCCACAGCAUCUGUUUAAUUUUGUCGUUUACACACGACUACACCUGGAAAGCAGGUAAACAACCGUAAAAGUGAGUGGUCUUCUUCGUCCAUCUUGUUUUUUUUUUACUUAAGGGUCCAAUUAGGAGUGGAAUAAUUCAUAGAAACCAUGAAGUCUUGGAGGAACCUCUUGCUUAUAUCGAUGCUUACACUUCAGGAGGACUUUCUAAAUGUUUUCAAUGUUAUUGUGUAGUUGAUAGCACUAUUAUGAAAAAGCUACUUGUCAUUCCAUAGGAGUCUCUGACGACUGCUUUGUGUAUCACUGUGACUGCCGUGUGUGCUUAGAGAUGUAGAUUUAUCAGUAGGUAGCAGGUUUGUUCUGUAGUGAUGUCGUAGCGUUUAACGCCAUCCCCCCCUUCCUGCCCCCUCCUCCUCCAUGCAACCAGAGAGAGAAAGAGCGUGCCGACGUCACGCGUGUUUAUCCGAGCGGGUCGCUUUCACAGCCUUUUGUUUGAGCACUGUGCAAUACUUGUAUGUCCAUCCCAUAAUGUUAAAAUCAGCAGAGAGGAUGACGAUCGUCCUUCCAGGCCAGCGGUUCAGGCGCAGCGCACCGUAGAUCCAGCUUGUUCACCUCUUCUUAAAGUUUUCCUCCCUAUUUUUUCCGCAGGUCCGUUUUUCUCUUGCACACAGUUUAGCAUCAGAAGUUUCAGGGAGUCUUAGUUAAAAACCAAACAAGAUGAAUAUCCCUAAAAAUGCCAUGUAUAUAUCCACACCAUGUCAAAAAUCAAUAUAAAGGGAGAUAAAAUAUAACUGGUUCAUUUCUGUUUUUAAGCCUCAUCAUUCUUUUUUAUUUUCUGCCUUAAGUCAAAAUCUCUUUUUAUAUUUAAGAAGAAAACUCUGAAUGUACAGUACAUACUGUGUUGGUGUAGAUUUCUUUAAUCGUGAGAUUAUUACAUGUACUUUGCACUUUUUUGUUGUAGAAAAAAGUAAAUACAGUAAUCUAAAGGAUUUUUAAACUCUACAUUCAUGUCCAAUGCGAAAUAAAAGCUCAAUCCUUCCACACGGCUUCAUCCCUAUUGAAGGCUUAAAGUGCCACAAUUCAAUGAAAUGGCUUUACUUUACAUGUGUGAUCAUUGGAAUAUACUUUGAAUAAAUACAUUAAAGCAUUCAAAAAUCUAUAUUUUAUCUAAAGGGAGUAAUUAAUACAGAAAAAUAACCAUGAAUAGGUUUUUAGUUACUUUAAUUUUGUUCAACAAACUAUUAAGAAAUAAUUUAAUCUGACAUCUGAUUGGUUGAUCUGCAUUCAGCGUGCUCUGCUGACUUGGAUAAUAAAAGUGUAAAACGAGCAACACUUGCACAAUAAAGAUUUUUAAUCAAAUGCUAUAUGCUUAUAAUUUCAAUUUAUUUAAAAAAUUUAAAUAUUAAAUAUCUGAUAUAAA